This is a messenger RNA of Vicia villosa (hairy vetch), 762 nucleotides long. RefSeq lists its product as uncharacterized. The transcript has a single exon. Bases 1 to 762 code for a protein of 253 amino acids. The record is from RefSeq and is a predicted model, not a curated record. Lineage: Eukaryota; Viridiplantae; Streptophyta; Magnoliopsida; Fabales; Fabaceae.
AUGAACUCAGAAGAUCUGUGGUCAUUAUCAUGGAAAUGCUUCAAAGCAUUAAACACCAAGAAGGGUCAACCCCGACACACUAUGUGGUUAACAACCCCAUACCCUGAAGAGUGCCAAGACACUAAGGACAUGCCUAAAGCCAGUUAUCAAGGGGACCCCAUUUCGCCUUACCUCUUUGUCAUUCUCAUGGAGUACCUGCUAAGAUGUUUGCAUCAUAUGCAACUAGAUCCGAAGUUCAACCAUCACUCUAAAUGUCAGAAACUGCAGCUUACUAACCUUAUGUUUUCAGAUGAUGUGUUGCUAUUGUCCAGAGGUGAUACUUUGUCAGUGGAGCUUCUACUAACAGCCUUUACCAAGUUUUUGAAUUCCACAGGUGUGCAAACUAACAAGACUAAAAGUAACCUUUACUUUGGAGCUGUUCCUAAUGAUGUGAAAGAUAAUAUCUUUAAUCUGACUGGAUUCAAAGAGGGUGGCCUCCCUUUUAAAUACCUCGGUGUGCCCAUAUCUUGCAAAAAGCUAGCUUCACACCAUUACAUGGACCUUAUAGAGAAGAUUCUGCUUAGAAUUAGGCACUGGACUGCAAAAUUAUUAUCCUAUGCUGGCAGAUUGCAGUUAAUCAAAAGUGUUUCUUUUGCUAUUGUGAAUUACUGGCUGGCUUGUUUCCCUAUCCCAAAAAAUGUUAUCAGCAAGAUUGAUGUUAUAUGUAGGUCUUAUCUUUGGACUGGCAAGGAUAGUAUCAGCUGUAAAAGCCUUAUGGCUUGA